This is a messenger RNA of Cokeromyces recurvatus, 1733 nucleotides long. RefSeq names its product P-loop containing nucleoside triphosphate hydrolase protein. Gene Ontology annotation, cellular component: nuclear origin of replication recognition complex. The record is from RefSeq and is a predicted model, not a curated record. The transcript has 2 exons. NCBI's taxonomy places the organism in Eukaryota, Fungi, Mucoromycota, Mucoromycetes, Mucorales, Mucoraceae. Gene Ontology annotation, biological process: mitotic DNA replication checkpoint signaling; DNA replication initiation; cell division. Bases 446 to 1708 code for a protein of 420 amino acids. Gene Ontology annotation, molecular function: ATP binding; ATP hydrolysis activity; DNA replication origin binding.
GGGACGAAAGAAAUUAUUACCAGGAAUUGAUCCAUCAGCUAUUUUAAGCAGUAGGAAAAGAACUAGAGCUGUUGUAAAUUACAAUGAAAAUGAACAAUUGCGAUCUAGAAUACAAGCUCAAAAAGUGAAUAAAGUUCAUUCAAAAACAGAGAGUAAAAGUGUUCAUAAAUCAACUAGAAAUCGUUAUAAAAAAAGUAAAUUAACAAAUGAGGAUGAUGAUGAUGAUAAAUCCUUGUCUUCAUCUGCUUCUUCAUCUUCAGAAGAUGAUGAAGAAUAUUCACAAUCAGAAGCAGAAGAUUUUGAAGAGGAAGAAAAAAAGGAAAUCAAAUCAAAAUAUUUACCGGCAACUCAUAGACGAAUACCGAGAAAAAUACCAACAGCGAUUUCAACAAAACGUAAACCAACGACUACUACAAAACGCACUGUUCAUAGAGUAAAUCAAGUAAUGCCAGUAUUACCUUUACGGCGUGUUAAACGAUACGAUGAUGCUAAUCGAUCAGCUUAUGAAUUGGCUAGAGAACGAUUGCAUGUAUCGGCUGUACCUGAUUCAUUACCAUGUCGUGAAGAUGAAUUUAUAAAUAUUAUGGGCUAUAUUCAAAGUGCCAUAGAAGAAGCAACUGGUACAUGUGUAUAUAUUUCUGGAGUUCCUGGGACUGGCAAAACGGCAACAGUUUUAGAAGUGAUUCGAUAUUUACAGCACCAAGCAGAAGAAAAAGCUAUCCCUGAAUUUGAUUUUGUUGAAAUUAAUGGUAUGAAAUUAACAGAUCCAAAUCAAGCCUAUAGUAUUUUAUGGGAAUGUAUGGAUCCAUCUAAUAAUGACGGUAAAAAAAGGAGAUAUACUGCUUCUCAUGCAUUACAAAUGUUAGAAGCCAAAUUUUCAAGUCGCAAUGAAGAUCAGCGUACAACAGUUGUUCUGAUGGAUGAGCUUGAUCUUUUAGUUACUAAAAAACAAACCGUUAUGUAUAAUUUUUUUGAUUGGCCAAGUAGACCUUUAUCGAAAUUGAUUGUUGUUGCAGUUGCAAAUACGAUGGACUUACCCGAACGAAUUAUGAGUAACAAAAUUGCUAGUAGAAUGGGUCUAACACGUAUCAACUUUCAACCUUACAAAUAUGAUCAACUCUAUCAAAUUGUUCAGUCCCGUCUACAAGAUAUAGAUGCAUUUGCAAAAGAAGCAGUUGAAUUUGCUGCUCGUAAAGUCAGUGCAGUAAGUGGAGAUGCUCGUCGAGCACUAGAUAUUUGUAGAAGAGCAGUAGAGAUUGUAGAGAAUAGAAUAAAAGAACAAGAAGAAGAAGAAGGAGGAAAGUCAGCACCAAAGCAUGUUACCAUUGCUAUUGUAGACGAAGCAAUCAAAGAAAUGUUCUCGUCGCCUUCAGUAGCUUUCGUUCGUUCUUGCUCAUUACAUCAGAAAAUCUUUUUAAUAGCAUGUUUACAACGUUCGCGUGCAAUAGGUUUAGCUGAAAUUGAGUUUGGAGAUGUAGCCCAUUAUCAUAUACAGACGUGUAAAUGGCAUAAUAUUGAGCCACCUAAUACUAGCGAUUUGAUGCGUGUAUGUGAAUCAUUAGGUCAAGCAAGGGCUUUACUAAUGGAAGGUGGUAGAAUGGAUAUUUAUAUGCGUAUUUCGCUGAAUUUAAUAGAAGAAGAUAUUGUGAUGGCUUGUAAGACAGAUAAAAUCAUCAGUCGUUUGUUAAAGAAUUUACUAGAUAAAUAAAUGUAGAAUCAUUUUUUUUACCCUC